AUGAGUGAAAUAAUUGAUGAAGAGGACGAUAGAACAGCACGUUCAAAUUCUUCAUCCACAACUAACGAACAUCAAGAUAUCAAUCGACGUUUAUCAGAAAUUAAGAGUCAAAUUCAAACGCUACUUCGUCAGCGGAAAAAAUAUGAUGAUGAAAAAAUUACACAAGACAAUCAUUUCAUUGUUAAUGAAAUGGUUGAGUUACAGAAAGAAUAUCAAGAUAUAAAUAAACACAUUAUUCGAAAUAACUCCAUCAAAAAACAAUUAAGAGCGCAAAUGUCAAAUCUACGAUCACGAUCAAGAGCACGAUUUUCAUCACUUACAACAGCACUGAAAGAUAAACAACGGUAUGAAGAUGAAUUAAAACGGCGUGACAAAUCAGAACAAUAUAGAGAAUUGGUGAAAAAUAAUCUUGCAGCUGUUGAUGCUGCUUUACCACUUUUGAAAGAAGAAGCUGAAUUACAAGCGCGUAUAACAACAUCAGAGGACGCACAAAAAAUAGCUACAGAUAGAAGAGAUAAAAUACAAGACGAUUUGAAUAAAUAUCAAAUGAAACGUAAAGAAAAUGAAGUACUGUUAGAUGAAAGUGCUGAAAAAAGACCAAUUCUUGAUAAAAAAAUUGAGCAACUUCGAAUAGAACGAGAAGCAUUACUAAAGUUUACUAGAACAUCUAAAAAACGUCGUAAAUCAUCUGUAAAUCGUUUAUCAUCUUCGGACACAACAAAUAGUGGAGGAUUUAGUAAUGAAUCAAAUCAGUUAAAAGCAUUAGAAGAAGAAAAUAUAGUUAUUGAAUGUCGUAAAACAGAAGAAAAACUUGCUCAGAUAAAAACAAUGAUUUCUUAUUUACGUGAACAAAUGUCCGAACAUGAUUUGAUUGACACGCCCUUAUCUGGUGGCGCUAUCGAUUUAAUUUCACCAUUAUUUCUUUCACCCACAACCACCUCCAUAAAUGAACAUAUACUUGAUGAUGAACAAACGGAAUUAUCAUACAAUGAUUCUGAUUCAGUCAUUUUAUCUACAUAUCCGACACCACCAGUCACAUCAAAAUCACCUCCCGUCACUAUUGCCAUGAAAUUACCGAGAAACUUUCCACCAUUACGUUUAACAAAAUCCCAUAAUAAUGAUAAUGACGGUAAUGAAAUAAUGAGUAGUUAUUCAUCACAGACACCAUCAAAUGAUAUCAUCCAUUCACCCUACUAUGAUAAAAAAUGGGUCGAAUAUAAGAAAGAACUUGAUAAUGAUAUACUGAACAAAUAUGGAGGUUCAACAACAACAAAAAAAGGAAACAUGAAAAAAUCGGGCAAGAAGAAUAAAAAGACAUUCGCUAUAAAGCAUACAAGUCAAAUGUUACAAUUAUACAAUACAAUUCGUUCCUCGUAUCCAGAUACCAUGCAGUCAAUGCCAAUGUAUGAAUAUGAAAUCAAACCAGCCUUAAAAACCCUGGAAUUUAUUCAACAAAGUUUAGAAUCUUAUUUGAACGAAUUAGAUCACCGAAAACUGAGUCCUUCAUCCACUGUAACACGUGAAACUACAGCAGAAGAAGAGGAUCGAAAUCUCCCACUAGAUGACGAACAGGAAAGUGAUGAAAUUAUUCAAGAAGAACAAGAUGAGCAUGUUUUAUCGUCUGCUGUUGAUUCAGCUGUCGAAGACAAUUACUCAGAAACGUCGUCACUUGAUUUACUACCACAAGUAAAUUUACCGGCUCUGUCCUUUUUACCUCUGAUCAAGGAACAACGAUCAUCUUCAUCAUCUUCAUCGAAAAAAGCAACAAAUUCGCCACCAUCCACAACAACGUCUUCACAUAGGCAAUCUAUAUCCGCACCGUCACAACCUCAACAAGAUGACGCAUUUUUGCCACCAGUCGAUGAAGAUCCUCACCCAUCAGUCAUUACGGCCGUCUCUUUACCACCAAAUAUAUUCAAUAUUGAUCGACAAAUAUCAGAUGAAGGUUACCGAUCUUGUCGUGGUGGUCGAGGAGGUGGUGAUUGCACACCUGGUCAACAACAUUUACAACAGCAAAGUGGUGCCGUUAGACCAACUCUAUGUCGUUCAAAGAGCUAUGAUUCUUCCGAAAAAGUUGAUCAUUGGUUGCAGCAGCAUGCACCAUCAACUAAACAACCAUUGUCUUUACAUCAGAGUAGCGGAAGAAAUCGACAACAGAGAAAAGUAUUCUCUGAUGAAUAUUAUCGUUUUCGUCCAACGACUGAUGAUAAUGAUUAA
Molecule: messenger RNA, 2217 nt
Organism: Didymodactylos carnosus
Lineage: Eukaryota; Metazoa; Rotifera; Eurotatoria; Philodinida; Philodinidae
Source: the annotation of a GenBank genome assembly